This is a messenger RNA of Python bivittatus (Burmese python), 2509 nucleotides long. RefSeq names its product family with sequence similarity 174 member C (gene FAM174C). Gene Ontology annotation, cellular component: extracellular region. The record is from RefSeq and is a predicted model, not a curated record. NCBI's taxonomy places the organism in Eukaryota, Metazoa, Chordata, Lepidosauria, Squamata, Pythonidae.
UUCCGUUUAAAAAAAAAGAUGAAAGUGACUCAUACGCGGCAUUAGGGUUCCGCUUUCGACUACCUCCAUCCACCGCUCCGAGAACAAGGGAACGGCGGGUACAGGUCCGGAAAUGCUACUUCCCAAUUACGGUAAAGAGCCGGAAGUUGGUCCAACACUUCACCGCGCCCCCCGCCGCCGCUUCCGGUCCGGGCCGUUUUUCCUCAGAAUCGGCGUUUUCCGCUCCGAAUGGCGGCGACUUGCGUCGUUUGGACGCUGGCGCUUUGGGUCGUAGUAGUCGUAGCGAUGACGACGCAGUCGAAUAAGACGGAGUCUGUCGAGGCCGCGUCUCCUUCUCCUUCGCUGCCGCCGAAAGAGAAAAGCCACGAGGGUGCGUCCGGGCCCGCCUCCACCGCCACCACCACGACGACAUCCGGGUCCCCGCCGUCGGGGCUGUCGGGAUUGGGCCUGUCGGCCCUUCACCGCGCGCUCUACGUCGUCGCCGGCCUCGCAGGCAUCGGCCUCCUCUACUACCUCGGGGGCCGCACGUUUCGGACAAGGAAACCUCCACGAAAAAAAUACGGACUUCUGUCCAACUCAGAAGAUCCCAUGGAGAUGGCUUCUCUAGAGAGUGAUGAAGAUACGGUAUUUGAAACAAGGAAUCUGAGACGGUGAUAAUAGGACUUGUGGUUUUUCUGACUUGACCAGAGAAGAAGCAGAUUCACCAUUGGAAGAAACUUGGACCCCUGUUACUUUAAAAAAAAAAAAUUCCUGAAGCUCCUCGCAAUGUGAAAACCUAGCAGUGUGAAACUUUCUCUUCAGGCAGUUGAAGAGGAGAAUUGUCAUAUCCUCUUGCCUCACAACCACUAUGAUAAAUGUGUCUGCCUGGAGAACGAAUUGCAGAGAAAAUGAGGGUCUCCCAGGGUGGGUCUUUAUAUAUUCCUAACAAAUAUGGAAAUGACAGCAAAGCUUGAAGCUGGUACCAGCUGCUGUCGCUUCAAAUGGGAUUUUUCUUUUAAAGAAAGUUGGACCUUCUUAAAGUUGGAAAGUGCAAGGAUGCACUUUGCCGUUGGCACUGCCCUUAGGAAAAGCUUGUGGGUUCAGGUAAGGUGUGGCACGUUAGAGGAGACUGGAUCAAGGUCAGGUCAUUCACCAGCUGCUGUGUUAGGAAACUGCAGGUAGUCCACCUCGUUUGGCCUCUACCUGGAUUUCCUGUUCUGCUUUCCUUUUGUUGUGUCAUUGAGAAAAAGUUGCUGUCUGCUUUUGAAUUUGGUUGUAUAUGAAGCAAUAUCAUUCCAAGAAGAACUGCUGGAGCAAAACACAUGCAAGCGGUUAGUUGCUCUGGUGACUAAGGACAUGGUGCUGGCGCCUGGUAGUUUUUGAAAAGAAAUUUGUUUCCCUUUUUGGUUGAUUACAUUCAGUGACCCUGUUUAGGGCCCAACCUGUUUUAUCUUUGCAGCCAUCUUUGAUGUUGUCCAUCCUUUCUUCUCCCAGGGAGAAGUAACACCAUGCCACAAUAGAUUGCUUAACAAUUGGAAAAAUGUGUUUACAAAUGAAGGAUAGCAGUAGAUGCCCCAUUAGCAUCUUAAAAUGUAAUGAGAUUGCAGCUGUAUCUUAGGGGGUGCAGGCUGGACCAGUAGUUGCAAACAAAAACAAGUAAAACUUGGCCCUUUCAUCUAUUUUUGGUGGAUAAACAGGAAAGAUAUUUUUCUCCAAAUAAAUUAAUCCAGGUCAGUUUGAACAUUUAAUCCAUUGUAGUUCUUUCCUCUUUCAUGGCGAUCAUAUACUAUGGCAAGCCAGUUUUAAAGUAAUAUUCCAGUUAUAUACAGAAGAUUGUUUUGGAUAGGACAGUACUUGGAGGAAUAAGAACCGGAUGGGUCUUUGUUCAGCACAAUAAGUGAAUAAUAAUACAAAUCAGCUAUUAUAUCUGACCAGUACCAGAGGCAUUGUGUCCGUUUCUUGGGACCCAAGAAAUCAGCAAUAUUUGAAUUACUGAACUGUGAGAUGAUCAGUUCACGCUUGGUACUUUGAAUGUUUACUGGGACCAGCUGCUGUUAGGUUGGGAGCUUUUUUUUUAAAUGAUCUUAAGAUGGUAAGCUUGUAUUAAAACAAUGCAAUAAAAUGUUUUCAGUUUUAAAAAUAAAGCAGGUUAAGUGAGCAAAUCUAUGCUUAACUGUGAUGCAGUCCAGGAUUUUUUGUUUGUUCCAGAGAAAAGAACCCAAGAAAACUUCAGUUAAUGAAUAAUAAACAUUUCUCUCCUGCUCACUUUGUCUUCUUAAAACCUGGGAUUAGAAACAGUGUUUUGCCAGUUUGCAGUGAGUGGAUCGUGUUUCUUUGUGUCCAUGAAAGCGGCCUUCCCCAAAUGGGUGAACUCCAGAUGUGUUGGGCUGCCAUUUCCUCCCCAGCCAGUGUAGCCAAAUCCCUUUCCUGGGAUGGCCCUAGGCAGUCUGCUUAGCAGGGCGGUACAGUCAUCAAAACGAGCGCAGAACAGAUCUUUGAGGGAAGCGGGAGAAUUUUAAACCCUGGACUC